Molecule: messenger RNA, 2901 nt
Organism: Leishmania braziliensis MHOM/BR/75/M2904
Lineage: Eukaryota; Euglenozoa; Kinetoplastea; Trypanosomatida; Trypanosomatidae
Exons: 1
Coding region: 1-2901 (966 amino acids)
Source: RefSeq, a predicted model, not a curated record
AUGCCACCCACGGCAGCUGGAGGUCAACAAGGCGCAGCGAAGAAAACCAAGCGCGUCUUCGACGCCUUUGAGCGUGUGUGCCAGUACACGUCAGUGUCGUUACAGGACACGCCAGGCAUCCACCGCGCCGCCUGGAACGCUGCAGCGCAACCCGCAACCAAAGUCCGCAUCACGCCCCCAGCCGCCGUGGUGGACAGGGGGGCGGGAGAGGAGGGCGACCAUGCGGAAUUCACCUCGAGCGUCCUCACGAUUACGCCGCCGCUGCCACGCACAGAGGUGUCCCUCCUCUUGCAGUUCCGCGCCUCCGUUGCGCUCACGGAGGGGGAUAUCAUCUACAUUCACCUUCCCAAGUUUCGUGGCCCAGUGGCGCAGCAGUUCGCCCUUGAGCGCGUGCCCUCUGCCACUGGAGCUGGUCUGGGAGGCCUAUCAUCGGGCAACUUUGCAGAGCGCGUCGACGAGAUCAAUACAAGCUCCCACUUCCGUGCUUACUGGUCAGGAGACUCGGCGAAGGUGAUGACCCCGGUGAACCAACUUCUCUUUAAGCGAGGUAAGAACGACGGGGCACCGCCGAAGCAGGUGUUGCUGCUCCAGUGCCUUAAGACUGUCAAUGCGGACACGUGCCUCACGUUUAGCGUGCCGCGGGCGCUCGGUCUCGUAUCGCCGGAUAAGCUGCCAGCGAACAGCCCGAAGAUUAAGAUCGAGGGCCCCCUGAUCCGCGAGGCUAGCGGGCGACGCAUCCUCAGGCAAGUCAUCUUCUCCUCCUCAGGAAUCAAGAAGCGCACGGUGGUGGAGGAGCUCGAGGUGUACGACCAGUGUAUCGCUCAGAUUGCGCAGGAAGGCCAGCUGCAGACCGCGGACCGCCACCUCGGCGAGCAGCUGUCGUUGGAGGAGGUGGACCAGCUCUGGCAGGCGGCGCAGUACCGUCGGCGCUAUCCGCUACCGAUGCCGUGGUCCAUUGCGGAAGAGAUCGCCAUCCCCUACGACGCCGCCGGCGGCUUCGUGAAGCGCAUAAUCCAAAACGCAAUCAAGUGCAUCAAAGACUUUGAUCCCCUCGCGGUCCACCGGGAGGUGGCACGCAACUGGGGGGUCAAGGUUGCUGCCGUUGUGGUGCUCGACGACUUCCUCACAACGCAGUGGGGCGGGCUCUAUCCAGGCCUGCCACGCGCGUCGCUGCUUGCGGCCUGCCUCCUGACGAUGGAGCCGGAGGACGUAGGCCGUAUGUUUCCCAGGCUACUAACGCUGCCAGAGCGCUCGAUCGCCGAGGAUCUGGUCAGUGCCUUCCGCAUGCGGGCAACGCUGCUCGACUCAAUGGCGCCGGUGGAGGAGGACGACGUGGGGAUGGAAGUCGGCAGCCUGCCAGACCGGUGCGGCGCGUUCCUUGAAAAGUGGGCAGCGCUGUUGACAGCGUUGCUGCCAGCCUCCUUCGUGGCCGAGGGGAGCAGCGACGGCUCCGCCAAGUGUACAGAAGACGGGGUGACUGCGAAAACAAAGAGGUCGGCGGGGGCGGAGUCGACUCGAACGAGCAAGGCGAUUGUAGACCGAGAGGAUGGCGCUGCAGCUGCCGUGCAGGUCAUGGCCGCGGAUGGAAGCCCCCGCGUCGGUUUUCAGCUGCCAGCCCAGGACGAGGACAUCAACAACGCGCACGGCGGUGGUCGGAACGAGGACGGCCUGACAUGCAUUCGCGGCAGUCGGCGGCACAGCAGUGACACAAAUUCCUCAGGGCAAAGCACGGGCGCCAUUGCAACUUUACAGCCUCCGCCGACGCUCUACGUUGGCUACCGCGACGUCCCGUUCGACGUGCAGCGAUCACUGCGCGAAAUCGAACCUGGGGACUGGUUUGUGCUCCCCUUCCUGGUGGUGGCGCGGCAGUCGCUGCCCUACAUGGCAACCACCACAGCCCGCCUUGAGGGCUCCGUGACGCUGAACGGUGGAGGUAGCGGCGGCGACGACGUGAGCGUGAUUGCCGCCACGGAGGAGGACGAGAGAACCGAAGUCGCCAGCGAUGGCGCCAUCGUAGCCAUUCCUGAUAACGCGGUGGUAGUGGAGCUACACAACGUCGUGGAGGCGCUGGAGCUGGCGGACCUCUCCUUCUCCCCACACAACCGCGCGUGGCUGCUGCCGCUGGUCACGUCAUGCCGCGUCGUGGGCGUUGAAAAGGACCAGCACGACGUGCUGCACGUCAUCCUCGAGGUGCAAGGCAGCCUCAUGGGGCAGGUGAACGACCCCUUCCUCCCACAGAGCGACCGCAGCGUGGCCACGAUGGUCCUCAACAGGUACCUGCUGAAAACCGAGCAGACGGAGACGUACGUCUCCGCGCUCAGCUUCGUCGCGCUGCUGUGUGCGCGGCGCAACGAGCGACGUCGGCUGCACCCACCGACUCUGAUCCGCGCGCAGUACCUGUCUCACUGCAACGCUGCGCUCCGCACCGCUAUCGCGAAGCAGCACGUGGAGGAAAAAGAGACCGUCGAGUGGCAGGUGUGCACGCACGAGGCUCAGCUGCUCGACGAGGGGGUUGUGAAGCCUGUGGUGUGGGAACCAAUCCCCAAGAAGUUCUUGCUGACAGUGGAGCAGUUCUUUCUUGGACAUUCCCGCAUCCUCACGAAGCUGGAGGAGGGCUCCUUGUCAGUGGACUUGGAGGCCUACACGAUCGACUAUGGUGGCAAAGGCCCACGCGCGCUGCGCCGCGUGGUGCAGAAGGUGUACGUCACACACGAGCCCACUUUCACUGAAACGUUUAGCAUACUGCGCGAGCGUGAGGAGCAGUACACGAAGCAGAUCAGCAUGCUCGAUGCAAAGCUAGGCAUCAGCACGGGCACGGCAACUGGUACUAGUGGUGGUGGGACUCGGGCACCUGCUAACGCCACCGCCAAAGGCAAUGGCAAGAAGGCGUCCAAGAAGUGA